UCCCUCCCUUUAUUUCUCACUCAGUUUUCUUCUCUUGACAACAGCAAAUGCUCUUUUUUCUAAUCUCAUCACAAUUACAAUAUGUUCAAAGCAUCCAAAUGGUUCAAAGCACUUCUUGGCUUCAAGAAAAAUGACUCUUCUUCUACUACUUCUUCCACUUAUAACAAGAAAUGGAGUGAUGUUAAAUCCUACAAAGAUCAAGAUUUUCAACAACACCACCACCAUGACAAAUCACACUACAUGAAUGAUCGCGCUGGAGUGGACCCCACGAUCUCUGAGAUCCACUCCAGUGUGACCACUAGUAGUGUGAUUCGUACAACAACCGUGACGACGUGGAACAGUGAGGAGUGGGCUGCCGUUGUGAUACAAUCACAUUUUCGAGCUUAUUUGUCAAGGAGAGCUUUACGCGCAUUGAAGGGACUUGUGAAGCUUCAAGCACUAGUAAGAGGUCACAUUGUUAGGAAACAAACCGCGGAUAUGCUAAGGCGUAUGCAAGCGUUGAUAAGGGCUCAAUCAAGAGCUCGUGCUGGACGAUCAAUGGUUUUUGAAUCACCUCCUUUCAGCGUGAAGUCUACUCAAUUUCUUCAUCACGGUCCUACAACUCCCGAUAAAUUCGAGCAAAUUAUUCGUGCAAGGAGCAUGAAGAAUGAUCAAAUGUUUAUGCUGAAGAGGAAUUCUUCAAACCAUAUGAUCAAUGCUAAUGCCAAAGAGAGGAAUUUAUUUCAUUCUUCUGAACUUAGCUUGAAUUCAGACCAAUUCUGUUUUAGCUAUGAUGAAACAUGUUACUCCUCUGUUGAUAAUAGCCCACAACUUCAAUCAACAGCAUCAUCGAUAUGUACUCGUUCGAGGAAAGGAUCAUUUACGCCAACAAAGAGUACUAAUAAUCAUCCAAAUUACAUGUCUUACACCAAGGCAGCUAAGGCAAAAACUCGAUCUAUGAGUGCACCAAGACUAAGGUUGAGAUAUUCAAGACUAGACAGGAUUGGAGUGCCUGUUAGGGACAAUUGGGAUGAAUUUGGACGCGGUUUUUGUCACAUAUAUUGAGAUGAUUCAAGUUUAAAGUCUGCAAGUUAGAGUUUCAAAUUGUUUCAUCAUGCUAAGAUAUAUAUAUGUAUGUAUCUAGUUCUGAAUGUUUAAUGUCAUGAAUGCCUGAACCUGCAUUUUUGGUUUGUGUUAGAAACGUAAUGACUAAACUUAUGUGAAUCAUUCUGUAUGUGGUUCUAAUUUAACUAUAAAGGAUGUAAUCUCUUAGUUAACUACAUGUUCUAUUUACUAUUGAAUGAUGAAU
Messenger RNA from Solanum dulcamara, 1288 nucleotides. Its product is annotated as protein IQ-DOMAIN 24-like. The transcript has 4 exons. Gene Ontology annotation, molecular function: protein binding. The coding region runs from base 82 to 1044 and encodes 320 amino acids. The record is from RefSeq and is a predicted model, not a curated record. Lineage: Eukaryota; Viridiplantae; Streptophyta; Magnoliopsida; Solanales; Solanaceae.